AUGGGCUUCAGGAACUUGAUAAUUGGAAUAAUGUUCUUAUCACAGACCACAGCUGGACUUCUAGGAAAUCUCUUUUUCCUUUCCCACUAUCUAGUCGUUUAUUAUCAUGAACAUUCACUGAAGACCACUGAUUUGAUCCUCAAACACUUGAUUAUGGCCAAUACCUUGAUCAUUCUAUAUAAAGGUGUGCCCCACACCAUGACAGCUUUUGGCCUGAAACAGUUCUUCAAUGUUUUGGGAUGUAGAUUUCUUUUCUAUUUUGACAGAGUGGGCAGAAGUAUGUCCAUAGUCUCUACCUGCAUGUUGAGUGUCUUUCAGGCCAUCACUAUCAGCCCCAGAAACUCCUGUUGUAAGGACCUUAAAGUAAAAGCUCCAAAGUCUAUUGGCCUCUUCAUUUCCCUCUGCUGGAUACUAUAUAUGGUAAUAAACUCAAUAUUCCCUAUGUAUAUUUUAUCUACUAAAUUUCACAGCAAAAACAGGACAGAAAAAAGAGAUUUUGAAUAUUGUUCUAGUAAAGGUCGUGAUGCUGUCAUGGACUUGCUGUAUACAGCCCUAUUGGUAUUCCCAGAAGUUUUGCUUUCUGUGCUCAUCAUCUGCUCCAGUGGUUCCAUGGUUGUCAUCCUGUACAAACACAGGCAGCGAGUUCAACAUAUCCGCAGCACGAAUACUUCCUCCAGAGCCUCCCCUGAGUCCAGAGCCACCCAGAGCAUCCUCAUCCUGGUUUCUACAUUUUUGACAUUUUACACCCUCUCCUCUAUAGUACAUGCAUAUGCGGCUGUUCUGAGUAAUCCUUCUCCAUUGCUGUUGAGCAUCAACGGUAUCAUUUAUAUGUGUUUUCCCUCCACCGUACCCUUUACUCUCAUGAGUCAUUACUCCAGCCUGUCCAGGCUCUGCUGUGUCUGGAUAAAAAAGAAAAAAUUCUCUAAUCUUAUCAGAAAUACGUAA
This is a messenger RNA of Jaculus jaculus (lesser Egyptian jerboa), 945 nucleotides long. RefSeq names its product vomeronasal type-1 receptor 4-like. Gene Ontology annotation, molecular function: pheromone receptor activity. Lineage: Eukaryota; Metazoa; Chordata; Mammalia; Rodentia; Dipodidae. The coding region runs from base 1 to 945 and encodes 314 amino acids. The transcript has a single exon. Gene Ontology annotation, cellular component: membrane. The record is from RefSeq and is a predicted model, not a curated record. Gene Ontology annotation, biological process: G protein-coupled receptor signaling pathway.